Molecule: messenger RNA, 1205 nt
Organism: Capsella rubella
Lineage: Eukaryota; Viridiplantae; Streptophyta; Magnoliopsida; Brassicales; Brassicaceae
Product: alpha carbonic anhydrase 1, chloroplastic
Exons: 6
Coding region: 124-984 (286 amino acids)
Molecular function (GO): carbonate dehydratase activity; zinc ion binding
Source: RefSeq, a predicted model, not a curated record
UUAGAAGAGAGGGCUCUAUAAAUAGCAAAGCCAGUGCAGUUGUGCCAGCCAUGCAGUAAUGUUAUAAACACACAUUAUUAUCUCCACAGAAUUUUCCAACCAAAACAGGAAUCAAAGCACAACAUGAAGAACAAGAUGAUGAUGAUUAAGCUCUGCUUCUUCGCCAUUGCCCUCUUUUGCACUGCCCCUACAAAUGCUCGUAAUUAUGAGACACAAGGAAUAGGUUUUGGAUAUAGAGGCAAAAACGGACCAAAGCGAUGGGGACAUCUAAACCCUCACUUCACCAAAUGCGCGGUCGGUAAAUUGCAGUCUCCGAUUGAUAUCCAAAGGAGACAAACAUUUUACAACCGCAGAUUGGAAUCGCUACACCGCGAUUACUACUUCACAAACGCAACGCUGGUUGACCACGUCUGUAAUGUUGCGAUGAUCUUCGGGGAAGGAGCAGGAGAUGUGAUUAUAGAUAAUAAGAAUUAUACCUUAGUGCAAAUGCAUUGGCACACUCCUUCUGAACAUCAUCUCCAUGGAGUCCAAUAUGCAGCUGAGCUGCACAUGGUACACCAAGCAAAAGAUGGAAGCUUCGCUGUGGUAGCAAGUCUCUUCAAAAUCGGCGCUGAAGAGCCUUUCCUCUCUCAGAUGAAGGAGAAAGUGGUGAAGCUAAAGGAAGAGAUAAGCAAAGGGAACCAAUCAGCUCAAGUGGAAGUAGGAGAAAUAGACACAAGACACAUCGAACGUAAGACUCGAAAGUACUACAGAUACUUUGGUUCACUCACUACUCCUCCUUGCUCCGAGGACGUUUCUUGGACCAUCCUUGGCAAGGUGAGGUCAAUGUCAAAGGAACAAGUAGAACUACUCCGAUCUCCAUUGGAUACUUCUUUCAAGAACAAUUCAAGACCUUGUCAACCCCUCAACGGCCGGAGAGUGGAGAUGUUCCACGAGCUUGUCCAUGCAAAAGAUACCGGCAAUAAAAAGAAGAAACCUAAUUAAACAUUAGUUUUAGAACCCUCGCUAUAGAUUUGUAAGACUAGCUAGCGAGAAAUUAAAUAAUAAUCUUAUGUGGUACUUGUGUUUGUGUUCUUGUUUGCUACUUGAUCUCUUCGAUUUCCAAUUUUAUAAUAUAAUGUUGUGUUGUGAGAUAUGUAUGUGCAUACGUUGAAACAACGUGAACCAACUAAUAAUCCUAUAUGUCGGAAUAAUUUAUUUGGAUC